AAAAUAAAAAAUUCUUUUUAUUUUCCUUUUAUUUUUUUUUUCUUUUCAUUUCUUUUAUAAAAAUGCGAAUAUUACUAGGGAAUUUUUUAUUAAUUUUUGCGAUUAUCUUAUGUUCAUAUACAUUAUAUACAACAGCAGAUAUAAGAGUUCUUUCACAUAAUGAACAAAUUGAUUAUGGACAAACAUUACCUCGUAUAUGGGAUUCAAAAUCAUAUGAUGAUGGUACAAUGGUAGUAAGAAUAGUUAGAAAAAAUGUAACAACAUCAAUUAAUAAUUAUCUUUGUUUUCAUGAAAUGCUUUCAUUAAGAAUUAUUAAUACUGACGGAACAGUGGUGGAAAAAGAUUUAAAAUUAGAUAUUCAACCACUUAAUUAUUGUGCUUUUCAAAUGGUUAGCGGUGGCAUAUGGUUAGAAUAUAUGAAAUAUGUUUUAAUUAGAAAGAAUCAAAUUUUCAUUGCUUAUUAUGAUGCAACGGAUAUUAAUAAUCCUUCUACAUAUGUUGAAUGGGGAAUGGUAAUUGAUUAUGAUGGUAAUGUAUUAAGUCGAACAAAUAUCGGAUUACCAUUUGUUAACAAUACUUUGCAAAUAAUUAUACCAAAUGAUCAAUUUGUACUUAAUAUUAAUAGAGAAAAAGGAUUUAUGAGAUAUGGUACAGGUCAAAAUAAUAAUAUAGAAUGGCAACAAUUUAGAGUUGAACCUGAUGGAUCAAUUACAAAGUUAACUUUUGGAGAACUUGCUAAUGAAGGUGAAGGAAUUAUAUCAGCUAUAGCUAUACGUACAGUUGAUGAAGGUUACGCCAUUGCUUUUGCAAAUACUACAACAGCUUUUAAUGCAACUAAUCCAUUAUUACCGCAAGGUCAAUUAUUCAUUUUACCUAUUGCAUAUGGUCAAAAUCCUGGUAAUCCUUUAUUACUUUAUCAAACUCCUGUUCCAAAUUUAGUUUUUGUUUCCUUAAUUUGUGAUAUCGCAUUUUCUGGAGUUGGUCAAGUUUGUACUUUAACUGCUUUACAAUCGAAUCCUACCGGAAAUUUACCACCUAAUACUUUUUAUAUUAAAAUUAAUUUCUUAUCUUCUGGUUCUGUUACAUCUUUUCGCGUUAUCAAUAGAAUACUUCCUGUCGAAAAUGUAAAUGUGGUCUGGGCAGUAAAUAGUUUAGCUUUUGGUGGUUACCUUUUAACAAAUACUGUUACUGCUCCUACUGGUCCAUCUAUGUAUGGAUAUUUAUUUGAUGAAGAUAAUACUGAUCCUAUUAAUUGGGAAUUUCCUGAACCUCAACCUAUAGGCAUAAAAGGUGUAUAUCAAAUAUUACCAAAUAAUACUCUUUUAGUUUCUCAAGUUGAAAAUUCUAAUUCUUGGCAAUUCCAAGUAAUUGAUUUACCAAAAUUUGAUGGAAAUAGAGAUAAUGGAUAUUUUAAUUUAAAUGUAGAAUCAACUGUUCCUGCAAUUAAAACUACUAUAAAUCCGAAUAUACAAAAUAUUACAAUUAAUUUUUAUGAUCCAGUAGAAUUAUCUAAUGGUUUAUUGUCUAUUUAUCAAUUAAUUGAUAAUAAACCUUAUUUACGUCAAAGCAUUUCUCAAUCAUCAUGUAAAUUGGAAAAUGGUGGUAAAACCGUUAAUGCAAACAUAUUAGGAAGUACUUUUAGUGUAUCUAAUGGAAAUUAUUUUAUUAAGAUGGACAAUGGUUUCGUUGUAGAUAAGUCAUAUAAAGAACCUUUAUUAGGUAUAAGAGAUAAUGUUUGGAAUUUUAAUAUAGAACCAAAAAAAGAUCCUUUUGCUCCUUCGACGACUGGUUUAUUACGUUUGUCCCCUGAGGGUACAAGUUAUUUUGAUAGUUUAUCUCAGGAACAACAAACCAAUUUCUUUAAUACUUUAUUAAACGAUUUAUCUAAUGCUGUUCCCGUACCUCGUCCACGUCUCACUAGUAAUGAAAAAACUCAAUUAGAUCUUACUGUAAAUGAAAAGCAGUAUUUAAUUUCUAUUGGUAUUAAAGAAACUAAUGAUGAAAAUGAUUUAAGUGUUGUGACCGUUGUUAAUAAUAUUAAUACUAUGGUUAAGAAUAAAGCUCAAACUCCAAUUGGUAGUGGUAUGGCAACUCGGUACUUGGAUCAAGUAUAUGGCUUCAAUCCUUCACCGAAUUUGUGGGAAAAAUAUAAGUACAGAUUAUUAGGCGUUUUCUUAAUUAUUGGACUUUUGAUUGUUUUAUUCUUAUUCGCUCAAAGAAGAGAUAGCAAUGGUAAUAACAUUGCUAUUUUACAACUUGGUUUAAUUAUUUUCGAUUUGGUUUUGGAUGUUGCUUUUGUAAGUAGUAACGCCAGAGACGUUCCUGUACUUUAUAUACCAAGUGUCGUGUUUGUAACAUUGCCAAUAGGAUUAAAUACAAUAUUAGCUUUUUAUAUUAUAACACAAGAAAAUACAAGACCAAAAUUUUUUCAAUGGUUCACGGCUCAUGGAAAAGUUGCAAGCGUAUUUACUGUAUUAGCUGGUGCUGAUAUCGAAGCAUUAAAUAUUUUACAUUCAAAUUUAGCCGGUUUUCCAUUUUUCAGAGCUCCUUUUUCCGAUGAAGCUAAAUCAAAAAUAUUUUGGGGUGCUUGUAUAAACAUUUUUAUUGAGGAUGUUCCUCAAGUAAUCAUUCAGAUUUUAUAUAGAAAAUUUACUGUAUCUUACGAUAAUAUUAUUCCCUUACUUACAUUAAUUUCUUCAGCCGUAAAUUUAACAAUAAAUAUAAUAGGUAGAUUAUAUCAAGCAACAAACCGUUUGAGACAUUCAAAUGGUUCACAAGGAUCUAAUGAUGAUGAUACGGAUGAUUUUGGUGGUUUAGUAGCUGCUUCAAGUGAUGCAAGCAGUAAUAAAAAAGAUUUAGAAAGAUUAGAAGAAGGUGAAAAUGUCUCAAGAGAAAUAGGUAAUCCUGAAUCUUCACAAAAUUAUUUGGGCGAUGUACUAAAAUUGGACAAAAAUGAUGAAAAAUUAGGACUUGAUGCCGUAUUAAAUAAAUCUUAUAAUGCUAGUAAUGGUAAUUUAGGUAAUGAUCAAAAUAAGAACAAGGGUAUGACUUUCCUGAAAAGGAUGGUUAGUAGGAAGGAAUAGGAUUUUAUUUAAUUUUAAAUAGUGUAGUGAUAUUAAAAUUAGUAAUAACUAGAAAAAUCAGCUAAUAUAUAUAUAUAUAUAUAUAUUUUU
This is a messenger RNA of Rhizophagus irregularis DAOM 181602=DAOM 197198, 3173 nucleotides long. RefSeq lists its product as uncharacterized. NCBI's taxonomy places the organism in Eukaryota, Fungi, Glomeromycota, Glomeromycetes, Glomerales, Glomeraceae. The record is from RefSeq and is a predicted model, not a curated record.